AUGUUGGGGUUGGGUGUGGACCGGCUUCAAGCCGACAUCAACCGCCUUCUAACCUCCCUCUUCCACCAGGGAGUGCUGGACGAGCAGUUCUUGCAGCUGCAGCAACUUCAAGAUGACACUUCACCAACCUUUGUGUACGAUGUCAUUAAUAUCUAUUUCGACGAAUCCGAGAAGUUACUCCGCAACCUUAGAUUAUUGCUGAUGGAUAGGGAGUUCUCGGACUACAAGAAGAUAGGAUUGCAUCUGAAUCAGUUGGUGGGGAGCAGUUCCAGCAUUGGUGCUCGUAGGGUUCGCAACGUCUGCGCUGCCUUUCGCUCUGCUUCCGAGCUUAACAACCGCCCUGGGUGCUUGAGAGGACUGGAGGUAGUAGAGCAUGAGUAUCAUUACCUCAAGAAUAUGAUGCAUGAGCUCUUCCAGCUGGAGCAGCAGAGGCUAUUAGCUGCAGGAGUCAGAUAUCCAGUGUAGAUUUUAUUUAUAACUAUGUUUUAUAUCUUAUCAAAAUUCCG
Messenger RNA from Eutrema salsugineum, 506 nucleotides. RefSeq names its product pseudo histidine-containing phosphotransfer protein 6. The record is from RefSeq and is a predicted model, not a curated record. Lineage: Eukaryota; Viridiplantae; Streptophyta; Magnoliopsida; Brassicales; Brassicaceae. Gene Ontology annotation, molecular function: histidine phosphotransfer kinase activity; protein histidine kinase binding. The coding region runs from base 1 to 465 and encodes 154 amino acids. Gene Ontology annotation, biological process: phosphorylation; cytokinin-activated signaling pathway; phosphorelay signal transduction system. Gene Ontology annotation, cellular component: nucleus; cytoplasm. The transcript has 5 exons.